AUGCAAUGUUCUGUAUGUCUUAGUGAAAGAAAACGAUUAUAUUGUGGCAAUUGUAUGAACACAAGUCCCAACUUGUUAUUGAAAUUACAUUUAAAGCUGAUAUUAUUGAAGCAACAGAAUGCAAGGAUUAAAGAUAAAGUCAAUGAGGUUUUAAAUUUUGCAACUAAUGAAACGAGCAAUUCACAUGAUAUGAAAAUUGAUGGAGAGAAUGAACUUCAAGCUGGGCUUAUCUUGCGUGACAAAUUGAAGAAAUUACAACACUUCAAGGAGCAGAAAAGAAAUAAUAGGAUUAAAUUUAGGAUUGAACAAAUGAAUAAAAGAUUGGAUGAUAAGAGAACGAAAAUAGCUGAAUUACAAGUAGAAUUGAAAAAUUCAUAUAGUAUGGCAUCUACGAUAAACAUAGAUACACAUAUUGAUGCCGCUUUAUUACAUGAGAGGGAUGAGUUGAAAAGGGAAUUGACACAAUUGGAAAAGUUGGUGGAAACUAAGCGUAUUAGUCAAAUUAAUCAAUUGACGGAUUGGUUCAUGAUCAAGAAGAGAAGUGACACUCAUUUGGUACCUUAUUCCAUUUCCUUCGAACCAAUAAUUUCAAUGAAGAGUUUCCAUAAGAUACCGAGAAUGGUAGCAAUUGAUUCAAUUGCUAAAAUGUCUCACUAUAUUGGAAUAUUAUCAAAACUCAUAAAUUCGAAGUUACCUUUUGAUGAAUCUAUCUUCCAAUCAUCGUUACUAACUGAUUAUCAAGAAGAAUCCAUAGAUAUAGUAGAAAAACAAACGAAGCUACUCAUAAACGUUCUAGAAACUUGCCGACAGCUCCACUUAAUGUCCUCAAACAAUGAAAAGAGGAAUGACUUUUAUGGCCAGCUAAACUUAAAUUGGUUAUUAGACCAGUAUGAUACGGACUCGUUAUUUUAUAACAUGGCAACAAGACAACAGAUCACGAUCCAAAGACCAAGUGAUUCAUCGACGCCGCCACCGCCUGUACCAGUACAACAACAUCGUCCUCCAGCGUCAUCUUGCAAAACAGUAUAUAGACAUGCUCCCAAACAUGGCCAAUUAUAUAAUGCUGAUGAUAGCAACCAGUGGACAUUUACAAAAAUAUAUGAUAUUGUUGCAGAGAUGUUGAACUUGAGUCUCUAUGAGGGGGACAGUUAUACCAAGACUAGAAAGGGCAAGAAUAACAAGCACGUUGAGAACGCGCUUGGCACUAAAUGCAACAACAAUCACAAGACAGGAAAGAAUGAAAGCCAUGAUCGAUGGUUCGUCGUUGGAUAA
This is a messenger RNA of Naumovozyma dairenensis CBS 421, 1272 nucleotides long. It is a transcript of the gene ATG14, whose product is annotated as Atg14p. Lineage: Eukaryota; Fungi; Ascomycota; Saccharomycetes; Saccharomycetales; Saccharomycetaceae. Gene Ontology annotation, biological process: macroautophagy. The transcript has a single exon. The record is from RefSeq and is a predicted model, not a curated record. Bases 1 to 1272 code for a protein of 423 amino acids.